This is a messenger RNA of Lepus europaeus (European hare), 3042 nucleotides long. RefSeq names its product exosome component 2 (gene EXOSC2). Gene Ontology annotation, cellular component: nuclear exosome (RNase complex); cytoplasmic exosome (RNase complex). The coding region runs from base 31 to 912 and encodes 293 amino acids. The transcript has 9 exons. Lineage: Eukaryota; Metazoa; Chordata; Mammalia; Lagomorpha; Leporidae. The record is from RefSeq and is a predicted model, not a curated record. Gene Ontology annotation, molecular function: RNA binding. Gene Ontology annotation, biological process: exonucleolytic trimming to generate mature 3'-end of 5.8S rRNA from tricistronic rRNA transcript (SSU-rRNA, 5.8S rRNA, LSU-rRNA); nuclear polyadenylation-dependent rRNA catabolic process; TRAMP-dependent tRNA surveillance pathway.
GCUGCGCCUGCGCAGGUUAUUGGCGCCAAGAUGGCGAUGGAGAUGCGCCUUCCGGUGGCGAGGAAGCUUCCCAGCGAGAGCCUGGGGCGUGAUACCAAGAAGCACUUGGUGGUGCCGGGGGACACGAUCACUACGGACACGGGCUUCAUGCGGGGCCACGGGACCUACAUGGGGGAGGAGAAGCUCAUCGCCUCCGUGGCCGGCUGUGUGGAGCGAGUGAACAAGCUGAUCUGUGUGAAAGCGCUGAAAACCAGAUACAACGGUGAAGUCGGAGACAUUGUGGUGGGGAGGAUCACAGAGGUCCAGCAGAAGCGGUGGAAGGUGGAGACCAACUCCAGGCUCGACUCAGUCCUGCUGCUGUCGUCCAUGAACCUCCCUGGAGGAGAGCUGAGAAGGAGGUCUGCAGAGGACGAGCUGGCCAUGAGGGGCUUCCUGCAGGAAGGGGACCUCAUCAGUGCUGAGGUCCAGGCCGUGUUCUCGGACGGAGCUGUCUCUCUGCACACGAGGAGCCUGAAAUACGGCAAACUAGGCCAAGGUGUCCUGGUGCAGGUGUCGCCCUCGCUGGUGAAGCGGCAGAAGACCCACUUCCACGACCUGCCCUGCGGCGCCUCCGUGAUCCUUGGCAACAAUGGCUUCAUCUGGAUCUACCCGACCCCCGAGUACAAGGAAGAGGGUGCGGGGGGCUUCAUCGCAAACCUGGAGCCCGUGUCCCUCGCCGACCGAGAGGUGAUAUCCCGGCUCCGGAACUGCGUCGUGGCGCUGGCCACCCAGAGGAUGAUGCUGUAUGACACCAGCAUCCUGUACUGCUACGAGGCGUCCCUGCCGCAUCAGAUCAAAGACAUCUUAAAGCCAGAAAUAACGGAGGAGAUUGUGUUGGAAACGCGCCAGAGACUUCUGGAACAGGAAGGCUGAGCGGCUUCCGAGGGCCGGCCCAGCGUACCUUGCUGGAGCAGCUCUCCCUACGAGGUCCCACGGGCAGCUCAGAGGAGUGCUGAGAGACGCUCACUUUGCCUGCGUCACAGCCGCGUGGCCGCCUCCAGCCCUGUGGCCUGCCUUCUGUCCCAAGACAGCCUGGGGCAGUGAGCAGCGCUUCUGGCCUGGGGUUUGCCGCACUGGUGGGUGGUUUUGGGUUUUACAGUGCCGCGUCCAGGACCCCCACACCCCAGAACAAUGGGGAGACUCACUCGUCUCCCACUCUGUCAUUCACAAGGGCCACUGCCCUGUGCACCUGCGCCCAGUAGUACGGUGACAGCCCUCACCCCACACACCGUGCGCCGGCCUCCGUCCCCACCGCCUCGGAGGACACAGCUGGCAAGGGCAGCCAGCAGUGAGAGGGGAGAAUAAAGGUGGCCGGGCGGCCUCCCGCGUGCUUGGAAGCUUGUUUCCCAGCGUGUUCCUUCCAGAGACGGCCACGCCAGGCAGCCUGCGCGUGCUGGCCCGGCAGCGCGAGCUGGGAGAAGCCGGUGGUUGUCCUAAGAGAGGAUGAAUGUCCUGGCCCGUGUGCAUAAAGGAAACAAAUAAGAAAAAUGGAGACGGGAAAGCAAAGCUGUUUUCUUCUGAUAAUUGAAAUAGUAACACAUUAACUUCUGAAUCAUUCAAGGUUAAAAGAUUAAAACAGGAAGUUGAAGCUCUCAGUGAGAAGUGUUAGAAUUCCCAUUUGUUCUGAUAAUAACCAAAAAAUGAUACCCUGGGGCCAGCGCGGUGGCAUGGCAGGUAAAGCUGCACUAUAUACCGGCAUCCCAUAUGGGCUCCAGUUUGAGACCCGGCUGCUCCUCUUCUGAUGCAGCUCUCUGCUGUGGCCUGGGAAAGCAGUGGAAGAUGGCCCAGGACCUUGGGCCCCUGCACCCACGUGGGAAACCGGGAGGAGGCUCCUGGCUUCGGAUUGGCCCCGCUCUAGCUGUUGUGGCCAUCUGGAGAGUGAACCAGUGAAUGGAAGAACCUCUCUCUCUCUCUCUCUCUCUCUCUCUCUCUCUCUCUCUCUGCCUCUGCCUCUGCCUCUGCCUCUGCCUCUCUGUAACUCUGCCAGUCAAAUAAAUAAAUACAUCUUUUUAAAAAUUAAAAAAAAAUGAUGCCCUGGUAGUUUUAUUUAUUUGAAAGGCAGAGUGACAGAGAAAUCUUUAUCUGCUGGUUCACACCCCAAAUGUCUGCAAUGGCCAGGGCUGGGCCCAGCUGAACCCGGGAGCCAAGAACUCCAUCCAUGUUUUCCCUGGGUGCCAGGGGCCCAGGGGCUUGGGCCAUCCUCCACUGCUUUCCCAGGCGCAUUGGCAGGGAGCUGGAUGGGAAGUGGAACAGCUGGGACUGCAACUGUGGUCCGGUUUGGGAGGCACCGCCUGCUGCUUCCUGGGUCAGCAUUAGCCGGAAGCUGGAGUCACCGGAGCUGACUUCAGUCGGGAGCAUCGUCCCGGUGAGCAUGUUGGUCACUGGGCCAAGUGCCCACCCGUUUUGGGAAAAUCUCAAGGUGUCUUAUGCAAGUGUGGUUUAUUGCACAUAUGUGAACUGUUUUUUUAAAGUCAUUGAUCUGAAAGACAGUACUAGGACCCUCUGUCCACUGGUUCACGCCCCAAAUGGCUGCACCAGCCAGGGCUGGACCAGGCGGGAGCCAGGAGCUCCAUCUGGCCCUCCCAUGUAGGUGGCAGAAACUGAAGUACUCACCAUCAUCCAUUGCUGUCCCCUGUAUGUCAUGGGGAGCUGGGUCAGAGUGGAGAAGUUGGGUUCAAACCAGCACUCAGGGGGACACAGGCUUCCAAGCGGUAGCUUAACCCACUGCUCUGUGCACCUGGCUGGAGCUAUUUUGUGACACUUGGAAAUGCAUUGGUGUCACUGGUUUCUCAUCUAAGGUUGUGGUCAUUCGGAGCUGCGUGCGGCUGGAGGAAGGAGUGGAUGACGCCCCGGUGGACACCUCACCACUGCUGGGUCACCGUGGAAUGCGAACCCGAGAGCUUCAGGGGUAGUGACUGAACCUUGCCUUUGACGGCUUUGAAAUACAGCUUGGCUCUUUCAUUAAAAAACAUGCUGCUUUGUCACAUUACUCCAUAGACAGUU